UGGCUGCUGCUGCCGCCUGCACUGGGCGGACACUGGACCCGAAUGCACCUCGCUUGGCUCCGUGGUCAAAAGACUCCAAAAUACCUACGGAGUAGUAUAUCAAAAUCUACCUGCAAUACCUAGACUCCUGGCCAAUGAUAGCAGCAGUGUCUGAUUACAACUGAUAUCCAUUUCUAUCAUCAGUCUUCAACAACGUCCGUGGCCAGUGCGGUCUGCAGUGCAGUCAGUUCCAGCACCACGGCGCUGUGCAAGGGUGUCGAUUCACCCACCACUGCCCCCCUUCCCAAUCCAGACACGACUAGGUUGCGCUGGGUAAUAAUCGCAAAACUGGCCGGUCACCCUCCCGUCCGCCAGCCAGCCGAGAGCUGCCCUUCUUUUUUUUCUUCCUCUCCCUCCUUUUCCUGGCCCCGACCUCCAUUGUUGACCAAACUUGACAAUUUUCUAUUCUCUGGAAGGGAAUCUCGCGAAUUGCAACCCCAGUGUUGCGAUCGGUAGUCUUGUCUUGUCUUGUCUUGUCUUGUCUGCUCUGCUCUGCUCUGCUUGGGCCUCCCUUCUUGCUCGCCUCUCCCCCCCUCUCUCUCCACUUGCUUUCCGAUAGUCAUUUCAUUCAGCAGCGUCGGGCCCUUGCCUAGCUGUUUUACUGGCCCGGCACACCCACCCCUGGAGCUCGCAUUCUUCCCCAAGAGAACUCCUGCAUCCAUUCAACCACACCCUAACCUUCAAACUAGCACCUGCUGUCUCAAUCCUGCCGACAUCGACAAUCGUCGUCGACUGCCACCACCCGCGCGCGCCCAUUCGUCAAUCGGCCCCCCGCCCCAUUGCAGAGACGAUUGACCACCACCGCAAAGCACCGCAGAGAUGGAUCCAGGCCGACCGAACGAUGUAUCGCCCGAGGCGAUGCAGGCACGCAUCCAGCAGGCGCGUCGCGAGGCUGAGACUCUCAAGGACAGAAUCAAGAGAAAGAAGGAGGAGUUGGCCGACACGACGCUCCGCGCCGUCGCCGCCCAGGCCCACGAGCAGAUCCCAAAGAACCAGCUGAUGAGGACGAAGAGAACACUGAAGGGCCAUCUCGCAAAGAUCUAUGCGAUGCACUGGUCGACCGACCGAAGACACCUCGUUUCUGCUUCACAAGACGGCAAGCUCAUCAUCUGGGACGCCUACACAACAAACAAGGUGCACGCCAUCCCCCUCCGAUCAUCAUGGGUCAUGACCUGCGCCUACGCCCCGAGCGGCAACUACGUCGCCUGCGGUGGUCUCGACAACAUCUGCUCCAUCUACAACCUCAACCAGAGCCGUGACGGGCCCACGCGCGUCGCCAGGGAACUGUCGGGCCACGCCGGCUAUCUUUCCUGCUGCCGUUUCAUCAACGACCGGAGCAUCCUCACCUCGUCGGGCGACAUGACUUGCAUGAAGUGGGACAUCGAGACGGGCACAAAGGUGGUCGAAUUCGCCGACCACUUGGGAGAUGUCAUGAGCAUCAGCUUGAACCCAACAAACCAAAACACUUUCAUCUCGGGUGCCUGCGACGCCUUCGCUAAGCUUUGGGAUAUCCGCGCCGGCAAGGCCGUGCAGACGUUUGCCGGUCACGAAUCCGACAUCAACGCCAUCCAGUUUUUCCCCGACGGCCACUCUUUUGUAACAGGUUCCGAUGAUGCCACCUGCCGAUUAUUCGACAUCCGUGCCGACAGGGAAUUGAACUUUUAUGGGUCCGAGUCGAUCCUGUGCGGUAUCACCUCGGUGGCCACCUCUGUAUCUGGCAGGCUGCUGUUUGCUGGUUAUGAUGAUUUCGAGUGCAAGGUUUGGGAUGUUACCCGGGGUGAAAAGGUUGGCUCUCUCGUAGGCCACGAAAACCGUGUCAGCUGCUUGGGAGUUUCCAACGACGGUAUAAGUUUGUGCACCGGUUCAUGGGACGCUUUCCUCAAGGUUUGGGCCUACUAGAAGCCCAACCGUGUGAUGCCGAUAAACGAACUGUCCUCCCAUAUGGAUACCCGACCCCCACCAAUGAGCCGCCUAAAAGAAGAGAGGAUUAAUCGAGUGCCCCUACUAUGUUGUUUCUAAUUCAAUCUGUCAACACACGCCCUUUUUUUAAUCACACCGAUCCGGCGUGGACUGCACAGGACGAAGUCACGAUAUUACCCCCCUGCGCUUUUCAUUUUUCUUUUGGCCACACAACGACACAAUAACAACAACAACAACAACAACAACUCGCCCUCGCUCACUCACACACAUAUACAUACACAACACGAAAGUCUCGGUUGUCCACUUAUUCUAGUGUGUUUUUGGGUGGUAUAAACUGGGUUUCUUCUCACUUAACUGGCUCCUGGCUUUUAUGUUUUAUUGCGGUGCGGGGGUUAAAUGUUUGUUUUAUUGCAAAAAAAGAUCUUUUUUUUUUUUUUUGCUCUUGACGAAACUAACUUGAGGGCCCGAGGAACAGGAUUGUAUAGGUAGGGAGGGAGGGGA
Podospora pseudocomata is the source of this 2460-nucleotide messenger RNA. It is a transcript of the gene STE4, whose product is annotated as G protein subunit beta. Gene Ontology annotation, molecular function: protein binding; signaling receptor complex adaptor activity. Bases 859 to 1938 code for a protein of 359 amino acids. The record is from RefSeq and is a predicted model, not a curated record. The transcript is spliced from 5 exons. Gene Ontology annotation, cellular component: cytoplasm; heterotrimeric G-protein complex. Gene Ontology annotation, biological process: G protein-coupled receptor signaling pathway. NCBI's taxonomy places the organism in Eukaryota, Fungi, Ascomycota, Sordariomycetes, Sordariales, Podosporaceae.